CUUUACCAGCCUCAAUAAGCCAACCUGUAGCAAAGGCAGGCUCAAAAGUCAUCAGAACAGGCUCCUACUAGUGUUUCUGAUAGCUCUACUUCAACAGGAAACCUGGACUCAUUCAGAAUGGAUAACUAUUACAAAUGCUCUGAAGACUUGAAAGAACAAGCAAGUGAAAUAAAAUUAAAAUGCAGCGAAGCUGAUGUAGGUAUUAAAACUGAGCAGGCUGACUUUGAAAAAUAUCAGCUUUCAAUAACCUAUGAAAAUUCAGAUAUUGUGAACACAGCCAGCGUUUUUGAUGACAGUCAUGCUUACUUCAACUCAAGUGAAGUGACAAACACCAAGGAGAACUGUGAAAUAUUUGCAGUUCAGAGUCCUGCAUCAAGCAAUGCAGACAGUGUAAAAGCUGGAAACUGCGAGAGAGAUUUAGCACCAAGGACUGCCAUUAGAACUUAUCUAGAGGAAGUAGAUGUUUCAGGGGUGAUACCCGCUCAUAGUUGGUGUGCAGAUGUAGACAGGGUGAACGCUGUGCUUGAAAAUCAUGGUUUAGACUCAAGCUGCAAAAAUGAAGUAGUAGAAUCAUAUCAUAUGCUAGAAGAUAAAUCUGUAGCUAAAAUCAUUCCUCACUUUUCUGCUGGGAAAGCAGAAAACAGUGUUUAUCCAGUAGUCUUUGGAACAACUGAAAAAAUAGCAAUUUCAGAAGCAACUGAAACAAAAAUCAAUAAACCGGUACCUCUUGUUCAUAUUACACUAUCUGAACAUGAGCCACGUAGGGCACCACAGAUUGCCAAAUGUCCCACCAGAAAAAAGGAUGUCAUCCAUAGCAUGCCUCCUAAUAUGAGUCACAGCUUCAGCAUACUUGCUUACAAAGAAAAUGACAAUAAAAUAAAAACUAAUAGAAAUAGAUCUGCUUCAAAGACUAAAAUGAGUAGCGAAGUACCUCAAGAUUUCUCUGUUUCUGAUGAGCGUUCCACAAAAUGUAACACGUACAAUACCAACAUCAAGAACCAGAUUUUCCCUUCUAUAGGAGUGUCUCAUGUGGAAUCUGAGGCUUCCUCAAAGCUUCAGAAAAAAAGACCUCAGAUGAAGAAACACCAUGUUCGUCAGAGUGCUCAGAAAUCUAAAAAGCAAGCAUUUCCUUAUAUCUGCAAAAGUUCAAGCAGCUUAAAGAAACAUGUUACUCCACUUUCUGUUCCACGAACACAGUCUGCUUCAGAUUUCUUGAAUUUGAAAUAUAGUGACAUGUUCAAGGAAAUAAAUUCAAAUGACAAAGGCCCAGGGAUUUAUGAAAUGUUUGGGACUCCUGUAUAUUCCCAAGUGCGUGGACUUGGUCAACAUGAAAGCAGAUUUUACAGGGAAGUUUGUUCUGCUCCACCUGGGAGAUACGCAGCUAAUAAACGUAAAUCUACCUGCACUAUUGAGAGAGACAGCAGCAGAAUAAGAAGCACCCAGAAAAGAACACAUUCUAAACCCAAGAACACAAUUGGCAUUAAACAAAAGCACAAAGACUUAACACCAGAAGAGAGAAGUUCUGAGUUAAGAGAUAGCAACACGGAGCUGGAAGAUGAUGUAAUAAUUUCUGGUCCAGAUUGGCACAUAAAAACUUCAAGGAGCAAGCCAUUGUUUAACGAAGAUGAAGGUCAGCAGUUUCUGGUUUUGAAAGAGUUUUCACAAUUCACUAAACAAAAUGAAAUCAUUCCAAAUUCAAACUUGUCAACUAUUAAAGAAGUCCCUUUGGAGCAGUCUUCAGAUAAUAGAGAUGUAGUUAAUCAGAUACUUGCAACCAAUGUCCACAAUCUUCGGCAGGUUGAUGAUAAACAUCAUGCAGAAUGUGUUGCUUUAAUGAGCAGUUUACUAAAGACAGAUCAGAAUAACAAGUGUGUAGUCCAAGGAAGAGUGGAUAUGGAUGACUCCAUGAAUCUGGAAGCAAACCAGACCUUCUGCAAAUCUAUAGAUAAAUAUGAAGCACUGUUUGCAUUGUCUUUUCCAGACACAGCAGACUGUGUAUCUUCUCAAAGAAAACUAGAUCAGAGUUGGACACACAUGUCUGAAAAUUGUAAUUCAGAAAAUGCAUCAACUCAGCAUCCAACAAACCAGACUUUAAAUGCUGCAAGCCCAGUUUUCCAGACUUAUCAAAACAUUCUGGACUAUGCAGAUAAUGAAGAACUGACUGAUGAGUUGCUUUGUUGCCUGGCGGCAGAGCUGCUAGCACUUGAUGAAAAAGAUACUGCCUCUUCCAGAAUACCUACAAAGAAUACAGGUUCUAAAACACAAAAUGUAUUUGCUAAAGAAGAGAGAGGCAGUGUGAAUGUAGAUGGCAAAGUAGUAGCAAGUGCAGAGGAACAGCAGAGUUACAGUAAUGCGUUCCUGGCACCAAAGAGGGAAAGUGACUUGUUGAACUUCAAUGAAUCUACAGCAUUUCCAGAAAGCAGUCUAGGUAAUAAGGCUCCUAUCACAUGGACUAGAGGUGAAAUCCUUGGAAAGGGAGCCUAUGGCACUGUGUACUGUGGUCUGACAAGCCAGGGACAAUUAAUAGCAGUGAAACAAGUUGCUUUGGAUACCUCAGAUAAAGUCACUACAGAAAAGGAGUAUCAGAAGUUGCAAGAAGAAGUUGACCUGUUGAAAACACUAAAGCAUAUCAACAUUGUAACCUAUUUAGGAACAUGUUUAAAAGAUAACAUUGUAAGCAUUUUCAUGGAGUUUGUUCCUGGUGGCUCAAUUUCCAGUAUUAUUAAUCGUUUUGGGCCAUUGCCAGAAAUUGUCUUUUGUAAAUAUACAAAACAAAUUCUACAAGGGGUUGCAUAUUUACAUAAAAACUGUGUGGUACACAGAGAUAUCAAAGGCAAUAAUGUUAUGCUUAUGCCAAAUGGUGUAAUAAAGCUGAUUGACUUUGGAUGUGCAAAGCGUUUAGCAUGGGUAAGCCUGAGUGGCACACACAGUGAAAUGCUCAAGUCUGUGCAUGGGACUCCAUAUUGGAUGGCACCAGAAGUAAUAAAUGAAUCUGGCUAUGGAAGAAAAUCAGACAUCUGGAGCAUUGGAUGCACUGUAUUUGAGAUGGCAAUGGGUAAACCACCUCUGGCUUCCAUGGAUAGGCUAGCAGCUAUGUUUUACAUUGGAGCCCAUAGAGGACUGAUGCCUUCUUUACCUGACCAUUUCUCAGGAAAAGCAGCGGACUUUGUCCAUGUGUGCUUAACCAGAAAUCAACAUGAGCGUCCGUCUGCUCUACAACUGCUGCAGCAUCCCUUCAUGAAGGGAAGACAAUGAACUUUUCAAAACUUCUGCCAAACUAAUGUAUAUUUUCAACUCAUAUCUAUUUCUACCACUACAAAAGGUUAAUUUGCAUUUGAUUUGAAAAUGGGAGUGUAGUAACUUACUAAAACUCAAUCAGCCAAACAUUGGAAAGCGCCUAUGAGACUGCAAUAUAAUUACACUAGUUUGAUUUGUGAUAUGAAAUGCUUAUCAGGGUAGGGGAAUGCAGUUGCCAUUUAUCCAGUAAUUUUUUUUUCCUGCAAAGAUUAAGUUUUUAAGAGUUUACAUUUUGAAGAAAAGCAAAAGCCAUGCAGUUUUGUUUUCAAAUUGAAAAGGCUUUAAAAAAAAGCUAUUUUAUAGUACUUAAAAAAAAAAGUCGAUGAACUUGGGAAUCCCAUUUUUUCUGUAAAUACAGAAGUGGUAAAAUAUCUAAUAUUAGCAGAAAGCAUCCAAGACAGUCCUGAACGCUAUUCAGGUGGUCUGGAGCUGUACCUUCCCAAACAUAAUUUGCCAGUUGAUUAAUUAAAUAUGGUUGUGGAAAUCACUUGGAGAAUCAGCACUUACUUUAUAUACAGGUCAGCAUAGAACAUGGUUACAAGUACAAAGUAAGUUUUCAGAAGAGAGAUCCCUUUAAUUUCUCUUGGAUACAGAACAGCAAGUUCCAGCACACAGACAUCAUCUGGUAGUCUUACCUCUUACUCCUAGUGGUUUAUCAAAAGUUAAUUGGCAGGAGUUAUCUGCUCUAUAUACAUACUGGUCUGUAAAACUUCUGUAAUUAACAUUUCCUGUUUUCUCUGGGAAUAUGAAUGCUAUGAUAAUUUGAGAAGUUUCUUCCU
Molecule: messenger RNA, 4076 nt
Organism: Terrapene triunguis (Three-toed box turtle)
Lineage: Eukaryota; Metazoa; Chordata; Testudines; Emydidae
Gene: MAP3K19
Product: mitogen-activated protein kinase kinase kinase 19
Exons: 4
Coding region: 118-3255 (1045 amino acids)
Biological process (GO): protein phosphorylation
Molecular function (GO): protein kinase activity; ATP binding
Source: RefSeq, a predicted model, not a curated record